CGCCCAACCCCUCCUCCCCCCCCCGCCCGCCCCAACCUCUUCGGUCUGACUUUGAUAUUCUUGAGUCAUCCAUGGCGUUUUCUACUUUAUGAGUGCUUUCUACUCCAAAUGUACUCUGGAUUAUCCAAACAGAGAGGGGGAUGGAUACAGUGAGUAAGGCCCCGCCGAGCGCGCCGAGACGCACACAGAGAGAUCAGGCAGAAGCGGGCCCAUCGAGAUGCUUGAGAUACGAGUGGAAGCUUGUUCCACUCACCAAUCGACCCUGACCGAUCAGACCAGGACCGAGACCAAGCAUCAACCUUUUUUUUUUACACAUAUAUUUUAAUGGCUUCACCAGAAGACCAUCCGAUUCAUACUUUGACUUUUGAGCACUGAACAACUUCCGGGCUCAGUUGUGCCAGUGCACCGCCACCGUAGUGAACCUGGGGAAUAGAAAGUGGUCACGGAUUGGUGAAUUUAGAGCUGUGGAGGUGAUAUUUUUGUAACAUAAAAAAUAGUUGCAUUUAAUAUUAGAAAGCUGCUGAAGCCCUAUCAUCAAAAGUAAGUGGCCAGUUUAGAUGAGGAGGUACACAAUGGGGUCAAAUGAUGUCAGCCAGUAUUUGAUUGAUGUCUACACAGGCUUGUAUUCUGUGCAUUCUCAGAUGGAAAUCAAUAGCUCCACUCAUCCGAUGGAAUUUGCCUUUUAGGAAUUGUAAUUGUUUGUGUCUGCAGAGCCCGACAGGGCAAAGCGCGGCUGGACUGCAGAUAAAGAGACGCUGAUAUCAUGUCAGCAGGUGCCAGUGCUCAAUCGUGGUGUAUUCAUGGAACGGAUUGAAAUGAAAGACGAUGUGGUCGCUGAUCUGUGUCCAGACAUUAUGUUAAAUUGUACAUCGCAAUCUACUGUAUGUCCUCAACUCCUGCCAUGCAGCCUAUGUUUAUUUUUCACAAUAACGUGCAGAAAGACAGUAUAGUGCCAUAGUUACAGCUUUAAAGGAUUGUUGAAGUAAUAAUUUGCAUCAAAUUUUCUUUAUGUACAAAUAUACAUGAACAUGUUUGAUAUCUCUCACUCUAUUUCUCUCUCUUUCACUUUCUCUCUCUCUCUCUACAUAUAUAUAUAUAUAUAUAUAUAUUUCAGGCAUUUUUCUACAGAGACUUUAACAUUUAAUGAGAUGAUAUUUUUGAUAUUGUGUUGGAUGAAUGAGAGGUAAUUUGACAAAAGAUGACAUUCCCUCAGGGAACGUGGUUUUCACCAGGGCCGAGCACGAUGAUUUAUUUAUACAUAGCAACAGGAUGGAGUUUGAAUGGAUGAAAAACAAGUGCUUCGGUGAUCAUCCUUGAAGGAACGUUACAGAAUGGGCUGCGUUGUGGGGGGGAAAUGUAAGGCAAGGAAGACGAGUGGCGUAAACCAAAUACCUAGUUGUGCUUUAUCCCACGGGAGGCAUGGGGCUGAAUGAACGCACGAGUGAGUGACUCUUUGUCCUGCCAUCACUGUGUUUUUCUAUGCAUUUGUGAGGAGAGGCGGUCUGUCGUUGGGUCCGACGUGCAGGUUGCUCCGCUGCCCAUCAUACAGAGUUAUGUUGCGCUCCCUCUCAUUUCCUCAUGAAGUGGUUAUUCUUGCAGCUACUAUAAACCUAACAAAUGUCCCGUUAGUCACGCUGCUUAGGACCGUUAUUAAUUGUUAAUUAUUAAUGGCAGUAUAAAGGUUUAUUCAUAUAGCACAAAAACAGAAAUUAUAAAGUGCUUCUUAAGAACAAAUUUUAAAAAGGAAAUUAAAUAAUAGUGAACAACACAUUUUACCAUUGUGGAUCAAUACAUAUAUGGGAAGUGUACGCAAAUGCACAGCCUGUCUCCGUAUGCUGACUGGGGGACCCACACUUGUUGACUCCACCUCUUUGUUCGCACUGGACACAAAGACUGAAUUCAUGACCAAACUUCCCUCAGACAAACGAUUUGACGAUCGAAAGUUUUCCAAAAGCUGUCGGUGAUAUUUAGUUGUGUGUGUCCACAGAUUGUUGGAAAAUGAGUAAACACUUUACACAUAAUGUUGGUGAGUCUGUGUGUUUACUGUGGACUGAACAAUAACUUUAAGUGCAGAAAGGUUUGAUUGUAUGUCUGUGUAGCCUAGUGGGUAAAUGAUGUGUACCAGUAAAGCCUUCAGAGGGCGCUGUGCUCCUGAGACAGCGCAGUGUGCCGAGGAAAACAGGAAGUGAGUUUUUUUUUAACAUGACUGACCUGUGGAGCUGUAGAUUUUUUCCGAGUUACCACUACAGUUUACUUAGGUUGUGACAUGUUUUAAAGGGAUAAUUGUUUUAAAUGUACAAUAAAAUGUUUUUUUAUGUCAAAUUAUAAAAUUGAACAUAACCAAAUUUCUUUAAUACUGCUCUCUCCUCUAAGAGUAGUCGGUGUCAUUCAAUUUUACCCGACUACAUCUGUGUUAUUUAUUAUAAGCUAUACCUUUGGCAUAUUAAUCUAUUAGAGGGAUUGAAUUCAAAAGGCUGCGAGAGCAUCGCACUAAACGUAACCAAGAACCUGUGUGAACAAAACAGUUCAGAAAGAGAAAAACAUGUAACGUCCCCAGCAGCUGCAUCGGUUAAUUGAAGAUCAGUGUGACGAGAUUGCAGCGCUAAAGGCCAUCGGUCGUCUCCAGAAGAUAUUCUAAUGAAUUGUUAGCGGCUUGUCGUGGACAUGCACGGUGCUACGUGGGUCAAAGCCUGCAGCUGAAAACAGUUGAAAAGAACGGGGUUCACAGAAACUGAGACGGGAACUCGCUGCCUCGGUACCUUCAAGCAAAGCGGCCAACCAGUAACGUGGUAGAGGUGGACUGUGGUUGCAAGAGGCAGCUAUUUCUAUUAUUGUGGUUGGAAAACAAGUCAUUUCUAUUUUUUUAAAAGCACUUUACCAUAGGAGGCUAUAUCAAUGCCUUUAUUUAAUGGAAGUGGUAUAAAUGUCAGCAUUACUGGCUAAAGUGUAUAUUUGUAAUAUGAUGAAUGUCUUAGGGAUUUACUAAAAAUAUUCUGUAUGAACUAUAAUGAUGGAUUAUGAGUCAAACAUUCUUGUUGAUGCCUAACGGGAAGAGCGGUGACAACUCAACAAAACUGCAACUAGUGUAACUUCCUGUUUUAUUCUUUUGACCACACAGCUCUCCCUCAAGAGCCACUCGACUUCCUGUCGUUGUUUAGUUUCCCGCCUCCCCCCCCAACACCAAUUCAGUUAACCAUCACCCCACCUAUACUUAAGCCCCAAUCAGUCACUCCAGGCUAUAAAUUGAUUCAACCUUUCUGUUCAUCAAGCCAGCAGUGUUCACAGGUUUGUAUUUUAGUGUUCCUGUUUUUGUUGCGAGGCCUUUUGUUUUCUCCUUCUCCAGCGUGCCAAUUCUGCUUCCGCUUGUGCCUGUGCUGCUUUUCAGUUGUUUUGUCAAGUCAGUUUUUUGCCAGUAAAGAUCCUAAACCUGGAAAGAAGCAUUUUUGGUUGUUGUUUCCCUCCUCUGCGCCUGAGUCUCUGUCCUGGUCCCUCACACGGGGUGAUCUUUAGGACUGGGCACGCUAACAUGCUAUGAGUAUGUUAACGUAGCAAUCCAUUAACUUCGACAAUGAUUUCAUCAUGCGUUAACAGCCUUCGCUCUCUGUCCGAUGGUGAAAGCAAGCAUGUGUUCGCCGGCGGACAGCGAGCGCGCCCCGCCUGUGUAAUGGUAGGGGAAGCACUGCACUCACACAGCAUCGACGCCAACUAGCAACUCAAACAACCAGUUUAGCGGGACUUCCGCAGACUACUAAUGAUGUGUUAAAAGUUAAUUUUGUCAUUGUGUAACUGCUCAACCGGCAUUGCUGAGGGUGUUUCUUUCUUUCUUUGACCGAGAUUCUACAAAGAAUUCCACUGAGUAAAAAGUCCCCUGCACUGUAAAUCGUAUUUGGGUACUUUAUUUUGUGCUAGACCACUUAACAGUUUGUGCUUCUCUCUGAUAGAAGUACCGCAAAGAAAAGUACUGUAUGUUAACUUGCCGUUUCACCGAGAGUGCCUUCUAUAUUGUUUUCAUUGUUUGUUUGUUUUCAUUUCAAUUUUUCGCAUAACACGAUUAAUCGCUGUCAGAAAAAUCAUACAAUUAAUCGAUUACAUUUUUUCAUCUUUGCCCAGCACUAUUUAUCUAAAAUCCUGCCACAGCAGAAGCACACAACACUCAUCUACUAAAAUAUUAUACAAAAUAUAACUGCAUAUUAUGAAUAUAGGAAACCUGGCUUCUGACUAUUAAUCCAAACUGCAUUAGUCAGUGUGUUUUUUAUUACUGUACCCUAGGUUUGUACCGUAGUGGCAUCAUUAAGAGAAAGAUGUAUUAGUCCCUACUCAAUAUUAGAGACUUGUGUGCUGCCCUGAAGGGUUUUCCCAUUCAAUAAUCCAAAGAGCCUUCAAACCUACGUGACUUAGGGGCCCACAUCACUCUCACAAACCUUUGUACAUAGCAAGUUUGGACUAAAGACUUCGUAACACCAAUUUGACAAUUGUUUUAAACCUGACAGCUGCAAAAGAAACGGCAUUGAGAUGGAGUCCUCCACAUACUCUAUGUGAUUCUCGUUGUCUCAAUGUCGUAAACAUGGAACUCUCCCAUGUUUACAACAUUGAGACAAUGUUGUAGUAGCCAGGAUCCAUGGAACUAAAGUAAAAACCAUCUCAUCUUGGAUUACAAUCUUCAAUAAAUUCAAGAAUUUACUAUUAAUUAUAGUAUAAUACGUUCCUUAGUAUUAUAUAUGGAGAUAUUUUUUUAGGUUCAUGUCUGUGUGUGUUCUGGAUGCUACCCGACUUGAAAACAAAUUUAAAGUUACAUUUUUUGUCAGUAAAUUUACACUGAAAGGCGCAAUUAGGCUCUCUAAGAAUAUAGUUUAACUUACUCGGGGUCGAUUUUGUAAGACGCUUGCAUAUAUACCAAAUAUUUUUUAACAUUGACAUACUCCUAAUUUUCUGGGCCUUUUAUUGAUUAUUGAUUUAGAACUAAAUAAAUUCCCCUAAAUAUUAAGCUUCCAACCACAAACGACAAAGACAAGCACACUAUGAGACUGGGACAUGAGCCUGUCCUUGCUACACAUGCAUUUUUACAUCCAUUGCAUAUUUUUAGUUUCAAAGAUGAAAAAUGUAUUUAUAAUCACAAAUUAGUUGUUAGUUGUAACACUUAGCGUUGCUUGUAUCAGUGCUUAUUCCACCUGUGCGUGUGCUGUGUUCCAGUGUUGCAUGAAUAUUGCAUUGUAUUAAAUAAUAAAUAGGAUAUGUUACAGAGUCAGCGGCUUUGCUCCUUACAUGCAAAUCAAGCAACGCGCAUCUGUUGGAAUGCCUCCUUCCCGUGGGCAAAGAAAGGGUGCGCGUGUUUUCCUUAACCGCUCAUCCGGGCGACGAACGUUUAAGGAGAAAGACGUAACUCCGCCCAGCGUAAAUGUCCGCGUAGAACAUUAACACUCGCUCGGUCACGUGGCCGGGAAGAAAAAGGAAAUAGGAAAGAAAGUAAGAGAGCGAUACGGGUGGAAAAAAAAAUAAACAACAGGAAGAUUAACCGCCCGACAAGAGGAGGCGCCUUUACCAGCAGCCUGCCCUUGGAAAGAGGGUAAAAAGACAAAAGAAGAUGGAGACAUGUUGAAUACUUAUCUCUUUGUGUGAGAUGGGAGGACGGUGGAUGUCUGCUGUAAAUGAGAUAAACACGUGAGAUAAAGCCUCCAUCGAAGAAGAAGAAGAGGAAGACGGGACGAGGGGAUGAAGCUGAACGAACGCAGCGUGGCGCACUACGCCACCUGCGACUCGCCGCCGGACAAGACGGGCUUCCUGUUAAAGAAGGGGGAGCGCAACACGGCGUACCACCGCCGCUGGUUCGUGCUGAAGGGCAACAUGCUCUUCUACUUCGAGGAGCGCGACGGCCGGGAGCCCAUCGGCGUCAUCGUGCUGGAAGGGUGCACCGUGGAGCUGUGCGAGUCGGCCGAGGAGUUCGCCUUCGCCGUGAAGUUCGACUGCGCCAAGGCGCGCGUCUACAAGAUGUCAGCGGAGAGCCAAGCCGCCAUGGAGUCGUGGGUGAAGGCGUUGUCGCGGGCCAGCUUCGACUACAUGAGGCUGGUGGUCAAGGAGCUGGAGAGGCAGCUGGAGGAGAUCCAUGAGGCCGGGGUCGGAGUGGGAGGCCCGCAGGGCAGACCCAAGACCGCCAGGCCCAACCAGGUGGCGCGGUCCAGGUCCGGGGUGUCCUCAUCCUCGUUGCCGUGGAGAGAGAGCCUCCAGGAAGACGUGCAGCUCACCUCCGAUUCUUCCAAGGAGAAUGGAGACGCAUGGAGCAGGCCGCCGCCCGUCGCCUUGGCUAACGGCUUCGUGGAGGGGGCGUCCUGUGCGGCCUGGGAGGGUUGCGUGGACUCUGCGAGGGCUCCGCCAGUGCCGCCUAGGAGAAGAGGAGCAUCCCUGGAGAGCCCCGUCUCCCCGGGCACCGACUGCUUCUCCAAACUCCACGACUGGUACGGCAGGGAGGUGGAGGAACUGAGGACGCAGUGGCUGCACAGCCAGUAAACUAAUGGGGGUGGAAAAUCUUUUAUUUAUUUUUAUUCCUCCCAGUUUUAGCAUUCCUUUUCAGAUCCUUCUUCAUUGCUACGCCCCUCUGAACCCAAAAGACGAGUGACAAAACAGAGGCUUAUUUGCAAACUGCAGUCCUUUCUUAUAUAAAAAAAAAAUGGAUUGAUUCCAGAUCUCGUCUGGCACAGGGGAAUCAGUCCGUCUUUAAAAUUCACACUAUCCAUUGUACAAUCCAAGACAUUUUAGAACAGAAAAAUACCCUCUUUUGCACAGUUUUCAAUGUGUUUUGCCACAGCAUUUAAAGUGCUCAUCAUUUAUUAAACGCCUUUCUAACAAGAUGCUUAACAGUUUUGCCUUGAUCGUCCUUAUUGGACAAACAAUUCAGAAAAAGAGGCUCUUCUGUGAGUAUACUGCCGAGGUUCCAGAUUUGUUCUGCUCUUCUAGCUUCCAAAUAUAUGUGCGCUUGUUUUGCGGUUCGUUCUCUUUCAAGCAGUCGCAUCCUUGAUUUAAACCAUACUUGCUAUGUAGGUAUACACGCAGAAUAUGGUGCUGAACAUCCGAGGAAUGCCAAAAAAACAACCAAUCGCUACAUUCAAACAGUUUUCUGAGGAUGUUUUUGUUUCAUGCAAAUGAAAUCAAGACAAUCCAGAUGGGCCAGGUUGCCACGGUGACGCAUCAUCCACGACACACAAAGGUGAUGGCCACGGGAAAAUUUUGCAGCUGAUGAUGUAAUACAGCAAGCGCCAACAUCAGGAGGCCGUUUGUACCAUCGAUGACACUCUUCCGAUCUGACAGCAAGGGCAUGAGACGACUUCCUGUAAACGGGAGGGAGACCGGUGUUGGUCGAAUGUUCAGAUUCUACUCCCAACGGGGGGAGGGGGCCCGGCGGCCGCUUAAGGUCGGCAGUCACUGGGGGCCGCGGUGGGAGCCGAAUGUCUCGCUCAGAGCGGGACGCUAGUAUUUUUAGCCUUUUUUUUUAGCCGGCGGCCAGAUGAUGCCGUGUCAUAAGAGUGCUCAUCACUCAGUUCUCCUUCGGCUCCUGUAGCUCAGAAAAGGAGACUGCGUGAAUCCGCCGUAGCAACUAACCCCCUCGCUCUGCAUGUACGUAUUUAACCAAUCCAUGUCCCAUGGAAAAUGCCGCCGGCACCGGCGCCUUUUUUAAAAUGAUUGUUUUUCUAUGUCAAAAAAAUCACACUUUUUUUUUUAUGUGCCUUACGUUAUUUGUAUUACUUUGUUACUGCGCUUGCAACCAUUCCCAAAGGUCUAUAGCAAAGAGAGUGUUACUGAACUGCUUCCCUUGCUUCCUUUCAUUCCUUUCCUUCCUGACAAUGGCCGUGUUCCUAGAGUUAUCAUCGUUCCACAACACAGCCGAGACUGUUAUACGCACGGCUUGUACGGAAACAAUUGUGGGAAGGAGUCCUAUACCGCGUGGAUGGGGUCCUUUUUGUCAAGGAGGUAUGCUCUUGACAAGUAUUUACUAGAAGGAUUGUUGUUGUGCAGAUUUGCUUAACUCGAGAGAAGCAGUAGAGUGAGUACAGAUGAUGACUCUCUGUUAAAGGAUAAUAAUAAUAAUUGAGAUGAGUGUGUGUCUGUCAAAUCAACCAUAUGAAUGAUAAUCUUAUAUCAAGAGUGCCAAAUGAGGAAUGCAACAUAAAGGCACAAAUCCAAUCCAAUUGUCUUUCCACGGUUUUUGUGCAAUUUUUCAUUUUUAUAGCACACAAUAUAUAAAUUGUUUUAAAUAACCAUUUAUAUUUAACACAUUGUCCUAAAAUGGUACCAUGACAUGAUGUUUGUAAAUUGUAAUAAACCUGUUGAUUGCACAUUGUGAA
Molecule: messenger RNA, 8333 nt
Organism: Gasterosteus aculeatus aculeatus (three-spined stickleback)
Lineage: Eukaryota; Metazoa; Chordata; Actinopteri; Perciformes; Gasterosteidae
Product: sesquipedalian-1
Biological process (GO): receptor recycling; retrograde transport, endosome to Golgi; endosome organization
Cellular component (GO): recycling endosome; early endosome; trans-Golgi network
Source: RefSeq, a predicted model, not a curated record